Messenger RNA from Pteronotus mesoamericanus, 2046 nucleotides. RefSeq names its product calmegin (gene CLGN). The transcript has 15 exons. Gene Ontology annotation, biological process: protein folding. The record is from RefSeq and is a predicted model, not a curated record. Lineage: Eukaryota; Metazoa; Chordata; Mammalia; Chiroptera; Mormoopidae. The coding region runs from base 77 to 1909 and encodes 610 amino acids. Gene Ontology annotation, cellular component: endoplasmic reticulum membrane; endoplasmic reticulum. Gene Ontology annotation, molecular function: calcium ion binding.
CAGCGACUCGAACAAAUAAGCUGCGGCUGCCGGAAACGGUCCCGCAAGACAGCUUUUAAUUUCACAAAUAAUCAGUAUGCAGUUCCAGUGCUUUUGGCUAUGUCUGGGUCUUCUAAGCAUCUCAGUUCAUGCAGAAUUGAUGGAUGAUGAUGUUGAGAAGACAGACUUCGAUGAAAAUUCAGGAGAGACUGAUGUUAAUGAAGAUGAACUCUCCUCAGAGAUUAAAUAUAAAACACCUCAUGCCAUAGGAGACGUAUAUUUUACAGAAACUUUUGAUAGUGGAAGAUUGGCUGGGUGGGUCCUAUCAAAAGCAAAGAAAGAUGAUACAGACACAGAGACUUCUAUAUAUAAUGGAAGAUGGGAAAUAGAAGAAUUGAAAGAAAACCGAGUGCCUGGUGACAGAGGACUGGUGUUGAAAUCCAGAGCGAAGCAUCACGCAGUGUCUGCGACAUUGGCAAAGCCCUUCGUUUUUGCCGAUAAACCAUUGAUAGUUCAAUAUGAAGUAAAUUUUCAAGAUGGUAUUGAUUGUGGAGGUGCAUACAUUAAACUCCUAGCAGACACUGAUGAUUUGAAUCUGGAAAACUUUUAUGAUAAAACAUCUUAUACCAUUAUGUUUGGACCAGAUAAAUGUGGAGAAGAUUAUAAACUUCAUUUUAUCUUCAGACAUAAACAUCCAAAAACUGGAGUUUUUGAAGAGAAACAUGCCAAACCUCCAGAUGUAGACCUUAAAAAGUUCUUUACAGACAGGAAGACUCAUCUGUACACCCUUGUGAUGAAUCCAGAUGACACAUUUGAAGUGUUAAUUGACCAAAUAGUUGUAAACAAAGGAAGCCUCCUGGAGGACGUGGUCCCUCCUGUCAGCCCCCCGAGAGAAAUUGAAGAUCCCAGCGACGAAAAGCCUGCCGAGUGGGACGAAAGGGCAAAAAUCCCUGACCCUUCUGCUGUCAAACCAGACGACUGGGAUGAAAAUGAACCUGCCCAAAUAGAAGAUUUAAGUGUUGUGAAACCUGACGGCUGGCUUGAUGAUGAACCAAAAUUUAUUCCAGAUCCUAGUGCGGAGAAGCCCGAGGACUGGAAUGAAGACAUGGAUGGAGAAUGGGAGGCUCCUCGUAUCCCUAAUCCAGCCUGUCAGGUUGGGUGUGGUGAGUGGAACCCUCCCAUGAUGGAUAACCCGAAAUACAAGGGAGUGUGGAGACCUCCAAUGAUAGAUAAUCCCAACUAUCAGGGAGUCUGGAGUCCUCGAAAAAUUCCUAAUCCAGAUUAUUUUGAAGAUGAUCAUCCAUUUCUUCUGACUCCUUUCUCUGCUCUUGGGUUAGAGCUUUGGUCUAUGACUUCUGAUAUCUACUUUGAUAAUUUUAUUAUCUGUUCAGAAAAGGAAGUAGCAGAUCGUUGGGCUGAAGAUGGUUGGGGAGUGAAAAGAAUGAUAGCAAAUGCUAACGAGCCCGGCAUAGUUGCACAGCUGAGGGCAGCUGCUGAGGAGCAUCCAUGGCUGUGGCUCAUUUAUCUUGUGACAGCGGGACUCCCAAUAGCACUAAUUACUUCAUUUUGUUGGCAAAGAAAAGUAAAGAAAAAAUAUGAAGACGCAGAGUAUAAAAAAACUGACAUAUGUCAGCCACAAACAAAGGGGGCGCUAGAGCAAGAAGUGAGGGAAGAGAAAGCAGCCCUCAAGGAGCCAGUUGACUCGGAAGAGGAAAAGAAGCAAAGUGACGGUGAAAUUGUUGAAAAAGAAGAAGAAGGUGAACCUGAGGAAAAGAGUGAAGAAGAAAUUGAAAUCAUAGAGGGGCAAGAAGAAGGUAAUAAAUCAAAUAAGUCUGGAUCAGAGGAUGAGAUGAAGGAAGCUGAUGAGGGCACGGGGUCUGGAGACGGGCCGGUGAAGUCAGUGCGCAAAAGGAGAGCCCGGAAGGAGUAGCCAUGUUCAAGUAUGUUUAAUCCUGCGAGGAAUGUGGCGUUCUAAUGUCAGUGUGCCAGGAUGGAGCUUGAAUCGAUCUGCAUUCUGUUUCUAAUAUCUAGUAAUGUUAUUCUUUCAGACAUCCAUUUCAGUCUUUU